Messenger RNA from Dermatophagoides pteronyssinus (European house dust mite), 918 nucleotides. Its product is annotated as ATP-dependent RNA helicase WM6-like. The record is from RefSeq and is a predicted model, not a curated record. Lineage: Eukaryota; Metazoa; Arthropoda; Arachnida; Sarcoptiformes; Pyroglyphidae.
AUGUCGCUCGCCGAUGAAGUUGCUCUUCUGGAGUACAAAGAGGAGUACCAAGCUGAAGAGGAGCCCGUUGUCGAACAAAACCUCAGUAACGAGACUACCGACUUCCGCGACUUUUUUCUGCGCCCCGAACUGAUCCGCGCACUUGCGGACGCUGGGUUUGAACGGCCCAGCGAAGUCCAACACGAGGCUGUGCCGCACGCGAUCACGGGCGUAGACACGCUCGAGAUCCGCCGCGACGUCCAGGAGAUAUUUUUAGCGUGCCCGGUGCAGAAGCAGGUGAUCAUGCUCAGCGCAACGCUCUCGCCGGAAAUGCGCCACCUGUGCAAGAAGUACAUGCAAUCGCCGGUCGAGGUGAUCGUCGACGACAACAAGAAUCUCACGUUGCACGGACUACUGCAGUACAGCGUCAAACUUGAAGAAGACAUGAAAACCAAGAAGCUUGUAGAGCUGCUCAACACGCUCGACUACAACCAAGUCGUGAUCUUCGUGAAGAGCAUCGCGAGAGUUAAAAUGCUGGCGCAUGUGCUGACCGAGCUGAAGUUUCCUGCGAUUGAAAUUCACCGCGGCAAGAACCAAAAGGACCGCAUCGACGCCUACAAGCGCUUCAAGGCGUUCGAGGCCCGCAUCAUGGUCGCUACCGACCUCUUCGGCCGCGGCAUCGACAUCGAGCGCGUGAACAUCGUCGUCAACUACGACAUGCCCGACAACGCGGACAGCUACCUGCACCGCGUCGGCCGCGCCGGCCGCUUCGGGACCAAAGGGCUUGCGAUCUGCUUCCUCAGUUCGCCAGAGGACGAGGACGUGCUGCAACAAGUGCAGGAACGCUUCAAGUCGUCCGUCUCAUCGCUGCCGGAACAGAUUGACACCUCGUUAUACACGCUAUGCUACUUUUGGUCAAGCAGUACGUUUGCUACGUGA